AUGCUGCUGUUCCUUAUCCUUCUGUUGCCGGUAGUUUUUAAAUUUAGUUUUGUUAGCCUCUCAGCACUGCAGCGCUGGAGCUGUCCUGAAGGCUCUCCCUCGGGAAAUGGGAAUUCUACUUGUGUGGGUCCUGCACCCUUCUUAAUUUUCUCGCAUGGAAACAGGAUCUUUAGGAUUGACUUAGAAGGAACUAAUCAUGAGCAAUUGGUGGCAGAUGCUGGUGUGUCCAUGAUCAUGGAUUUUCAUUAUAAUGAAGAAAGAAUCUAUUGGGUCGAUCUAGAAAGACGACUUUUGCAAAGAGUUUUUCUGAAUGGGACAAACCAAGAGAAAAUCUGCAAGAUAGAGAAAAAUGUUUCAGGAAUGGCAAUAAAUUGGAUCAAUGAAGAACUUAUUUGGUCAAAUCAACAGGAAGGAAUCAUUACAGUAACAGAUAUGAAAGGAAACAAUUCCCGUGUUCUCUUAAGCGCCUUAAAAUAUCCUGCAAAUAUAGCAGUUGAUCCAGUAGAAAGGUUUAUGUUUUGGUCUUCAGAGGUGGCGGGCAGCCUUCACAGAGCAGAUCUCGGUGGUGUGGAAGUGAAGCUUCUGUUAGAGACAUCAGAGAAAAUAACAGCUGUGUCAUUGGAUAUGCUUGAUAAACGGCUCUUUUGGAUUCAGUACCAUAGAGAAAGAAGCAGUUCUCAUAUUUGUUCCUGUGAUUACGAUGGAGGUUCCGUCCAUUUUAACAAACAUCACACACAGCACAAUUUUUUUGCGAUGUCCCUUUUUGGUGAUCGUAUUUUCUAUUCAACAUGGAAAAAGAAGACAAUUUGGAUAGCUAACAAGCACACUGGGAAGGAUAUGGUUAAAAUUAACCUCAGUCCAUCAUUUGUACCACCUGGUGGAAUUAAAGUAGUGCAUCCACUCGUACAGCCCAAGGCAGAGGGUGAUCCUUGGGCACCUGAUCAGAAACUCUGCAAACUGAGGAAAGGUAACUGCAGAAGCAGCAUGUGUGGUCAAGAGCUUAAGUCCCAUGUGUGCAUGUGUGCAGAGGGAUAUGCUUUAAGCCAAGAUGGAAAGAACUGUGAAGAUGUCAACGAGUGUGCCUUUUGGAAUCAUGGCUGUACUCUUGGGUGUGAAAACAUCCCUGGAUCCUAUUAUUGCACAUGCCCUGUAGGAUUUGUUCUGCUUCCUGAUGGGAAACGGUGUCACCAAUUAAUUUCCUGCCCAAGCAAUGUGUCUGAAUGCAGUCAUGAUUGUGUUCUGACAUCAGAUGGUCCCAUAUGUUUCUGUCCUGAAGGCUCAGUGCUUGAGACAGAUGGGAAAACCUGUAGUGGUUGUUCAUCUCCCGAUAAUGGUGGAUGUAGCCAGCUCUGCAUCCCUCUUAGCCCAGUAUCCUGGGAAUGUGGCUGCAUUCCGGGGUAUGAUCUACAACUGGACAAAAAGAGCUGUACAGCCUCAGGACCACCACCGUUUUUGCUGUUUGCCAAUUCUCAAGAUAUUCGACACAUGCAUUUUGAUGGAACAGAUUAUGGAACCCUGCUCAGCCAGCAAAUAGGAAUGGUUUUUGCCCUAGAUCAUGACCCUGUGGAAAAUAAGAUAUACUUUGCCCAUACAGCCCUAAAGUGGAUAGAGAGAGCAAAUAUGGAUGGUUCCCAGCGAGAAAGGCUUAUUGAGGAAGAAGUAGGUGUGCCAGAAGGUCUUGCUGUAGACUGGAUUGGUCGUAAAUUCUAUUGGACAGACAGAGGGAAAUCUCUCAUUGAAGGGAGUGAUUUAAAUGGGAAGUAUCGUGAAAUAAUCAUUAAGGAGGACAUCUCUCAGCCACGAGGACUUGCUGUUCAUCCAAUGGCCAAGAGAUUAUUCUGGACUGAGAUGGGGAUUAAUCCACGAAUUGAAAGUUCUUCCCUUCAAGGCAUUGGCCGACUGGUUAUAGCUAGCUCGGAUCUGGUCUGGCCCAGUGGAAUAACAAUUGAUUACUUAACUGACAAGUUGUACUGGUGCGAUGCCAAGCAGUCUGUGAUUGAAAUGUCCAAUCUGGAUGGUUCAAAGCGCCAAAGACUUGCCCAGAAAGAUGUAGGUCACCCAUUUGCUGUGGCUGUGUUUGAGGAUCAUGUGUGGUUCUCUGAUUGGACUAUGCCAUCGGUAAUAAGGGUGAACAAGAGGACUGGCAAAAAUAGGGUACGUCUCCGAGGCAGCAUGCUGAAGCCCUCAUCACUGGUUGUAGUUCAUCCAUUGGCAAAACCAGGAACAGAUGCCUGCUUACAUCAAAACGGAGGCUGUGAACAUAUUUGCGAAGAGAGGUUUGGAACUGCUCAGUGUUUGUGUCGUGAAGGUUUUGUGAAAGCUCCAGAUGGAAAAACGUGUCUGGCUCUGAAUGGCCAUCAGAUAUUGGCAGGUAGUGGAGCAGAUCUGAGUAAUGGAGUGAUACCGUUGGACAUCUUACCCAGCAGUAGAGAGCUUGAAGAUAAUAUUACAGAAUCUCAACAUAUGCUAGUGGCUGAAAUCAUGGUGUCAGAUGAUGAUGACUGUAGUACCUUGGGAUGCAGUGCACAGGCUUGGUGUGUUUCAGAGGGAGAGAAUGUGACAUGUCGGUGUUUGAAAGGAUUUGCCGGAGAUGGAAAACUGUGUUCUGAUAUAGAUGAAUGUCAGAUGGGUAUCUCAGUUUGCCCUCCCACCUCCUCCAAGUGCAUCAAUACUGAAGGUGGCCAUGUCUGCCGGUGCUCAGAAGGCUACCAGGGAGAUGGGAUCCACUGCCUUGAUAUUGAUGAGUGCCAACUGGGUGUGCACACCUGUGGGGAAAAUGCCGCCUGUACAAAUAUGGAGGGAAACUACACCUGCACAUGUGCUGGCAACUUGUCUGAACCUGGACGGAUUUGCCCUGACUCGACUCCACCCUCUCAUCCCAGGGAGGAUGGCCGCUCUCCUGUGAGAAAUAUUUACCCCGAAUGUCCCCCGUCCCAUGAUGGGUACUGCCUCCACGGCGGUGUGUGUAUGUAUGUUGAAGCAGUAGACAGCUAUGCCUGCAACUGUGUCGUUGGCUACGUCGGGGAGCGAUGUCAGCACCGAGACUUGAAGUGGUGGGAACUGCGCCAUGCCGGCCACGGGCGGCAACGGAGCAUCACCGCGGUGGCUGCCUGCGCAGUGGUGCUGCUUCUACUACUGCUCCUGGGGCUGUGCGGGGCUCAGAAAUACAGGACUCAGAGGCUGCUAUCGAAAAAUCCAAAGAAUCCUUAUGAAGAGUCGAGCAGAGAUGUGAGCAGUAUCAGGCCUUCAGACGACGAGGCUGGGAUGUCCUCUUGCCCCCAACCUUGGUUUGUGGUUAUAAAGGAACAUCAAAACUUCAGCAAUGGGAGUCAACCUGUAGCCCUCAAGGACGGCCUGGUGGCAGAUGGGUCAUUGCAACCAACAUCAUGGAGAAAGGAGCCCCAGAUGUAUAUGGGCACAGAACAAGGAUGCUGUGUUUCAUCAUCCAGUGAUAAAGGCUCUAGUCACCAGGGAAUGAAGUGUAGCUUUCAUCUCCCCUCCUAUGGGGCAUGGCCCAUUGCUGGGGGAGUUGAGAAGUCCCAUUCUCUCCCAUCAGCUUAUCCAUUAUGGCAACAAAGAGCUCCGGAUCCACCACACCAAAUGGAGCUGACUCAGUGA
Messenger RNA from Mesoplodon densirostris (Blainville's beaked whale), 3618 nucleotides. RefSeq names its product epidermal growth factor (gene EGF). Gene Ontology annotation, molecular function: calcium ion binding. Bases 1 to 3618 code for a protein of 1205 amino acids. The record is from RefSeq and is a predicted model, not a curated record. NCBI's taxonomy places the organism in Eukaryota, Metazoa, Chordata, Mammalia, Artiodactyla, Ziphiidae. The transcript has 25 exons.